This is a messenger RNA of Syzygium oleosum, 3357 nucleotides long. Its product is annotated as disease resistance protein RPV1-like. The transcript is spliced from 6 exons. Gene Ontology annotation, biological process: signal transduction; defense response. Bases 1 to 3357 code for a protein of 1118 amino acids. NCBI's taxonomy places the organism in Eukaryota, Viridiplantae, Streptophyta, Magnoliopsida, Myrtales, Myrtaceae. Gene Ontology annotation, molecular function: ADP binding. The record is from RefSeq and is a predicted model, not a curated record.
AUGGCACCCUCCAUUGACACAUCAGGAAUGGAGUUCGAGGUGUUCCUGAGUUUCAGGGGAUCGGAUACUCGGGACAGCUUUACUAGUUGCCUCUACCAUGACAUGGUGGAGAAAGGAAUCCGCGUCUUUAAAGAUGACAAAGAGCUCCAAGUCGGUGAGAAGAUUGAGGAGCUUUUGAGGGCCCUCGAUGACUCUCAAAUCUACAUCCCCAUCUUCUCUGAGGACUUUGCUUCCAGUGCGUGGUGUCUCCGUGAGGUUGCCCGUAUGGUCGAUUGCACUUCAAAGUCGGACGGGAAGAAGGAGAUCCUCCCGCUUUUCUUCGACGUGAGGCCGGAGGAUGUCAAGAGCAGUACCGGAUUGUACAGUAGUGCCCUGUCUAAGCUUGAGAAGGAGAAGGUGAAGUAUGGCCAUGAGGAGGAGAAGGAGAAGUAUGACCCCGAUGAGGUGAAGCGCUGGAGACAUGCUCUUCGUGAGGUUGCAACUAGAGUUGGUUGGAAGCUGGAAGGAAAAGAGUAUGGUGAACUUAUAAAACUAAUUGUUCGAGAGGUUCUACUUAAGCUGAAGGGGAAGAACAGACGUCUUCCCGACCAUCUAGUUGAAACGGAUGACCUAGAAUAUAUAGAGGAAUUGUUGGAUGUUGACUCUGAUGACUAUGUACGUUUCGUUAUAAUCCAUGGGACGGGCGGUAUUGGUAAAUCAACUCUUGCUAGGGUUAUCUUCAAUCGAUUCCGAUCUAAAUUCAAUUGCAGCAGUUUCCUCGAAGAUGUCCAAAGUCAUCAUCCUUUAGACAUGCAAAAGAAACUAUUAUCUGAAACACUGGGGUCAAACUCUGCUCAAGAAAUCUAUGACACCAACGACGGGAUUGAUCGCAUAACAAGAGGACUUCGCAAAAAGAAAGUUCUGAUUGUUGUUGAUAAUGUGGACAAGGAGAAGCAGCUCGAGAACCUUGCAGGGAGCUGCGAUUGGUUUGGUUGUGGAAGUAGGAUCAUUGUCACACUCAGGGACCUAAGGAUAAUACGAAAUAAAGAAAACCAAACGCGACCUAGCAAUUACAUGGACUACUCAGUAAAGGAGAUGGCUUUUGAUCAAGCGAUUCAGCUUUUCAGUAAGCAUGCUUUUAGAAGCAAUACUCCUUCGAAAGAUUGCUACAAAUUCUCAAAAGAAGUCGUUUCAAGUGUAGGAAAGCUUCCUUUGACUUUGGAAGCCGUGGGUUCUCUUUUCGCCAACACAGUCAAAUCCGAGUGGGACAAGACAUUGGAGAAGUUAAAGCAAGUCCCGCCUCAUAAUGUCCGAGAAACACUAAUGAUAAGUAUCAACAAAUUGGACAACACAGAAAGAGCCAUAUUCUUGGACAUAGCAUGUUUUUGCAUCGGGGAGGAUAAGACUUAUGCGGACUACAUGUGGCGUAGUAUCAACCAUUUUCCACACAGCGCAAUUGAUGUUCUUCUGCUCAUGUCGUUGAUAAAGAUCGAUAAAAACAAUUGUUUCUGGAUGCAUGAUGAAAUUCGAGAUCUAGGAAGGUACAUUGUCAAGGAAGAGAAUAUUGAAGAUGCUGCAAAGCGCCGUUGGGUGCAGAUUGAUAAGAAUACUCUAGACAUACUGAGGAGCAACAAGAAAAAAAGAGCCGUACAAGCACUCAGUUUGGGUAUCAAUCAUGAUUUCACACCUGAAGAAAUAUCCUGUUUGCCAAAGCUGAGGUUCCUUGAAGGGGCAGGACUGAAUUUCGUAGGCGACUUCAAAAAUCUUCUUCAUAGUCUGAUAUGGCUUUCUUGGUGUGAUUGCCCGCUGAAUUUUUCGGCAACAAAUCUUCACCUGGUGAAUUUGGUUGUGCUCAACCUUUCAAGGAGCAAGAUCACCGAUGACUGGGGUGGAUGGAGGCAAAUCAAGAUGGCAAAAAAGUUGAAAAUUCUAGAUUUGACGCAGUGCUACAAGUUAACCAAGACACCUGAUUUUUCAACGUUUCGCAUGUUGGAGAAAUUGAUUCUCGCAGGGUGUAAGAAAUUGUCUACGAUCGAUAGCUCAAUUGGUAAGCUAAAAUUGCUAAGUACUUUGAAUAUCAAUGGAUGUGAAUCCCUCAGGGGGUUGCCCAAAGAAAUCGGUUCUCUAGAAUGCUUGUCAGAGAUUAUCAUACCCUACUCAGACAAUCGGUUUAAGCUUCCGGAGACGCUAGGCAAUCUAAAAUCUUUGACGAAGUUUGCAAUUCCAAUGCAUCGUGGUAUCAACCAACUUCCUUGCUCUAUUGGAAGGUUAAAGAAUCUCAAGCAUUUGCUUUUGCAUGGAUGUUGGAAUCUACAUGAGCUUCCGGACUCUAUCGGGGAACUAAAAGCACUGAUCGAGUUGGAUUUAGAAUCCUCAUGGAUCUCCUUUCUACCUGACUCCAUUAAAAAUCUAAAGAGACUAAAAGUCUUAAAGAUGGCACACACAAAGAUACGCACAAUACCUAGUGCUCUUGGAGGGGUGGAGACGCUCGAAGAGCUCGAUGCCUCAUUCUGUCAGCAUCUCACGGAUGAAAUCCCGUGGGAAAUGUGGAGCUUGACCCGUCUGAGGAUCUUGAACUUAUAUGAGACCCCAAUCUCAACAGUGCCCAAAAAGAUCAGUGGUUUUUCUAGUCUUCAAAUUCUUAAAGUUACAAGCUACCGACUUUGCCUGUUGCCAGAGCUUCCCUCAAGUUUGAAAUGCCUAGUGGUUAAAGCUGCUUACUUCCCUGUUCUUCCCAACCUCUCGAACCUAGUUCAUUUAGAUCAUCUUGAAGUGUGUAGAACACAUGCAAUUAUCACAUUUUGGAGUGCGAACGAGGUUAUAUCACCUUGGAAGGACGCCCGAUCCAUACAUCAGCUUGCACGUAGCUUGUCAACCUUGAUACUGGGUUGGAUCCCGCAAUUGCCAGAUUUUUCCAACUUCAAAAGCUUGGCGGUUCUCUCUAUCAGCGGAUGUCCACUGCCGCACUUCGCUAGCACACCCGAUCUAUCAUGCUUGAAGAGUCUACAACAAUUAGAGCUCGGUGCCUUAAUCAAACUGGCAGAAAUUCCAGGUUUGGGGGAGGUGGAAUCACUGAAGUUUCUACACAUUACCAUGUGUAAUAUGAUCAAACAAUUGCCUAACCUGUCAAAGUUGAAAAAUCUACAUAGUCUCAAGCUAGAACAUUGUGAAAAGUUGAGAGCCAUCGAAGGCUUGAAAGAAUUGAAUUCUUUGAAGAAGGUGGAGAUCAAACAUUGCAUGUCCCUGGAAAGGUUGCCCGAUGUGCUGGCAUCCACCAAGUUGGAGACAAAUUGGAUGCCGCCAGAAGCUGCAGAACACACCAUUCAGUCUGCCGUGCCGGGGAAGCGAUUGCGGCUUUGGGAAUUUUGGGACGAAUAA